AUGUUAAUAUUGACCAUAAUAAUAUCAAUAUUGACCAUGACAAUGUUAAUAUUGACCAGGAUAAUGUUGUUUUUAUAAGAUCAUUACCACAUGAUGACUGUUCCUUUGAUAAUGUAAUGUCACACGUUCGUUCAAGGCUAUGACACGUCACAAACCCAUUAUACAGAUCCAGAAAUCCUGCUCGGCCUUUCAGAACAAAAUCUCCCACGACGCAGCAGCUUCACGCUCACUGCUCUUCUACUCUGCACAUGCCUUUCUUUCAUCCAAAUAUGUUCAAAGUAACACAGGUGGCAAACCACUGAAGGUCUACUUUGGGUACCUCAUUGGAUAUUCAUACUCACACUUACAUCCGAAGACCCUUCAAACAGCUUCAUGUUUGACUUGGAGACAGGGGAUCUCCUCCUCAUAUCCUGUUGACAAUGACACAAGGAUGUGUUAGACCAGUCUCACCUGGCCCAGUCUCUGUUCUGAUGAUGCAUUGUAGGGUAGUCGCCCCUAGACACUGAUCUUGGGUCCGUUUUCAAUUUUCCACAAUAAUGGUUAGGAUUGGGGGAGGGAAAGCUGAUCACAGAUCUGUACCAAGGGGAAACUUCCCCCCCAUAGCUUGAGAUGCACUUGUGACAACAGGUGUGUAGCAGGUGUUACAGUAAUGGCAGUCCACUAACCAUUUUGAGGGCCAUGAGUUUAUCUUAGUCAUGGUAAGGAAAAACUAUUGUCCCUAAAUACUGGACCCAAUCAUCCAGCCACACGGUCAAUACAAAUGAUGGAUGUCCAUGGAAAGUAUUUUACUCCAGUCUUUCAUUUACAUUGCGAUGGAAGGAUCGUGCUCAGACAACACCUUGCCAAACAUACAUUUUACUCCUGCUCGUUGUACUGACACAACAUGUAACAACAACAUUGGUCUCAUUCUCAUUGGUCAAGUAGAUGAACACCUAUAUGUCCUCAUUGGUAAUUCACAUGAACACUUUGUGAAUUAGUUAACAUGGCAACAUAUGGCUUCUAGAUUAUACUGAAAGUUGUGUAUGCAUUAGUACAUCUUAUCUUCUUGGUUUGCUGUGAGAAAGUUUCUCUUAGUCAUUGCCAGGAAAAACUAUGGGACUCAAUCAUCCAGUCACACGGUCAAUGCAACAUUUUGAAUGUUGUCCAUGGAAAGUGCUUUUACUCCACAAAAUGGGUAUACGUGAAGAAUGGGGCCUCUGAAUUUACUCAUCAAUCUAUUUCCUCAACUAUGUGUUGGCUCUUUAUUUUUUUGAACAGAAAAAGUUCUGUAGAAAUGACAGUAUGUGCAUUAUUUGUUUUAACAAAAGUUCCACCAGCCACCAUCCACACUGUCAGUAAUACAUUGUCUCGUUACAUCAUGUUGUCAGUAAAGGGAAGCGUUGAAGGCCCAGGGCAGUAAUACAUUGUCUCGUUACAUCAUGUUGUCAGUAAAGGGAAGCGUUGAAGGCCCAGGGCAGUAAUACAUUGUCUCGUUACAUCAUGUUGUCAGUAAAGCGAAGCGUUGAAGGCCCAGGGCAGUAAUACAUUGUCUUGUUACAUCAUGUUGUCAGUAAAGGGAAGCGUUGAAGGCCCAGGGCAGUAAUACAUUGUCUCGUUACAUCAUGUUGUCAGUAAAGGGAAGCGUUGAAGGCCCAGGGCAGUAAUACAUUGUUUCGUUAUGUCAUGUUGUCAGUAAAGGGAAGCGUUGAAGGCCCAGGGCAGUAAUACAUUGUCUCGUUACGUCAUGUUGUCAGUAAAGGGAAGCGUUGAAGGCCCAGGGCAGUAAUACAUUGUCUCGUUACAUCAUGUUGUCAGUAAAGGGAAGCGUUGAAGGCCCAGGGCAGUAAUACAUUGUUUCGUUAUGUCAUGUUGUCAGUAAAGGGAAGCGUUGAAGGCCCAGGGCAGUAAUACAUUGUCUCGUUACAUCAUGUUGUCAGUAAAGGGAAGCGUUGAAGGCCCAGGGCAGUAAUACAUUGUCUCGUUACAUCAUGUUGUCAGUAAAGGGAAGCGUUGAAGGCCCAGGGCAGUAAUACAUUGUCUCGUUACAUCAUGUUGUCAGUAAAGGGAAGUGUUGAAGGCCCAGGGCAGUAAUACAUUGUCUCGUUACAUCAUGUUGUCAGUAAAGGGAAGUGUUGAAGGCCCAGGGCAGUAAUACAUUGUCUCGUUACAUCAUGUUGUCAGUAAAGGGAAGUGUUGAAGGCCCAGGGCAGUAAAACAUGACAUUUCCCUGUGUUUUAUGUAUUUACACACUAUGGGGUUGGAAUAAUACUGGGAAAUUGUGAAAAUUAUGAUUAUGCGCUUUUAGUUUAAGAGCUGUUUGAAAAGACCACCUGUAAUUUCAGCCUGUUUUGGUAGAAUGGAGUUUUGGCCUUCCAUGGAGACAUCACCAGGCAGUAAUCUCUCUGCAAAUAACAGCAACAUUUCCCCUCCCCACUUAGACCAUUCAGACAGUCCAAGCAAAAUUCUUGCUUGAGAAAUUGCCCUUUGCUAAGAAGCUAUUUUGGUUUAUUUUUGACCAUUUUAAGUUGAAAUAUUCACAGUAAGAUACUUCAUUGUACAAUUAUUUGAUAUUUAGAUAACACCAGCUAGUUAUGGUCUUUAUCAAGACAGUUGUGGCCAUUGAGGGUGUAAGUGUGUCACUUGGCACACAUAUUUUGCCUGUGUUCUUAGCAACAUAUUGUACUGACAUUUAAAAAACUAACUUGCCAUUAUUUCAGUUUAAGUCAGUGUAUGCUGAGUCUACAAUGAAGACAGGUGAUUUGGACAUGUACCCCUCAUUCAGGUGAACUGCAAUGGUCACUUAUUUAUGGACUGGUAGAGAAGCACAUCUCGCCUCUGGACCAAUCAAAGGCAAGCUUACAGGUCGAUGAAAUCUCUAACUUCGUAAUUAUAGAGACCUGUAUGGUGAACUUAAAAACCGCGUGUGGAAUGAUCUGCGCCACUCGGGAAACAACUCAUCGACUAAACUCACUGUUUUAGCACUUUAUUUUUGAUGAUUUUUUUAUAGAGUAUUUUAUCUUUAUAGAUAGAACAAUGGAAACUACAUAUAAGUAUUUCCCCGUCAUUCUCCUAUGUCUGAGUAUUAACCUAUUCAGCUAUGCGUGGUAUUCACCUGUGGAUGUAUAUGACAAAGUGGUGGAGCUCGUGUCGCCAGGAGAGGAAUACCUGGAUGAAAUGUCAGUUCGCUCCUUUUUCAAACUGUUAGAGAAGCGUGUGCAGUGCCCUGGUGUGUCGUGUGAAAAGUGCCUCUCUGUGCAGUCAGUAGACCAGCUGGUGGGUAACUUUACCAGCACUGGUGGUCUCCUUCACCACGAGGGCUUCUUCAGAGUAGCGGCAGGAUGCCACCUCUACCUCAGCUCUCCCACUGAGGCCUGCUCUGCCGUGAGGGCGGGGAGGUGGGGCGAUGAGACGGACCACCUCAUCCAGGAAAUCACAGGCCAUGACCACCACGUACACAGGCACAGGGAUGGGCAUGGACACGGUGACAUGGAGAGCAGUGGGAUAGAGACUCUGCUCCGAAACAUGGAGAAGCACUACAAGCCUGAUCAGCAGUAUGACCAGCACUGUCUUACUGGUCAAGACAUCUUAGAGGAGAGCAGCGCGUCAACAAGUGAUGGUGACCCUCACAACACAGAUGUGGUGUUUGGAUACAUAGUUUACCAUGCUUUACGAGGUGACUGCAUGACAGCCAGAGCACUACCUGAAGAAGAGUAUUUUUUGGAUUCCAUACUCAACCGCUUCGGCUCUGACAACAUCACUAUUCAUGAGCUGGAAGGUAUUAUGAAGAGCUUGCAACUGGGUGGAAUCCACAAAGAGGAACACGAUCAUGAACAUGGAGAUCAAGAUGAACACAGCAAUGACCAUUGUCAUGAGGAUCAUAGUCACCACAGUACCGCUAGCGGUGCUCAGAGUGGUUGGGGGGGUCGAGGUGGAAGUGCAGCCUUCAGGCACAGUCACGAGGAGGGGUACCACCAGAGGAACAUCAGCAGCUGGGACCUGACAUGUUUCAGCCCAGAGGAACUGGUAAAGAUCCAUGGGCUGAAUGGAUCUAGCCUGUCCAGGUAUGACGUGGCCCGGCUUAGCCCAGCCCUGGUCCAGCAGAUCCUCAGUGGGGCCUGCAACAGCACCUCUCCCCCCACUGGUCCAUCAGACCAGCUCAGCACCAUAGAGAAGUAUGUGUAUGCCACCAUCGCCAAUCUUCUGAUCUGUCUGGCCGCUGUGGUUGGCGUUGUGGUGCUGCUGUGUACUUCCUGUAGUAGUGUCUUCCAGCUCAUCAUCCAGUUCUGUGUCAGCCUGGCCGUGGGCUCCCUCACUGGGGACGCCCUGUUGCACCUCCUGCCUAUGUUCCUAGGCCUCCAUGUUCACAGUGAAGGAACAGACCACAGCCACUCAGAGGAGGUUCCAGACUACAUCUAUAAGAUACUGGUGCUGAUGGCUGGAAUCUACUGCUUCUAUCUCAUGGAGACUAUUUUCUCCAUCAUCACCAUGCACCAUGCUCCGCAUCACCAUGGGGUGGAGUCUGAGCCCCAUCACUGUGACCAUGGUAAAGUCGUGGAGAUGUACCUGCAGGACAAAAAGAACAAGCAGUCUGUAUCGCAGACAGACCUGGUUGAUAGCAAUGACACAGAGAAAGCCUUUCCAGAACAAAACCAACACUCAAGAGAACAGCGUCUGCUACCCUACAUGGUUACCAUAGGGGACGGGAUACAUAACUUUGCCGAUGGCCUGGCUAUCGGUGCGGCCUUUUCUGUUUCCUGGAAGUCAGGUCUUGCCACGUCUCUGGCUGUGUUCUGUCAUGAGCUGCCUCACGAACUGGGUGACUUCGCUAUCCUGCUGCACAGCGGGGUGUCAGUGAAGAAGGCCUUGAUGCUGAACGUGGCCAGUGCCCUCACAUCCUUCAUCGGUCUCUACAUUGCCCUCACCAUCUCUACUGACCUGGCUACCAAGCAGUGGAUCGCUGCCAUCACCUCUGGUCUCUUCCUAUACGUGGGUCUGGCUGAUAUGCUCCCCACCAUGGUCCAUGUGGACAACCGUAGGCCCUGGCUCAUGUUCCUGCUGCAGAACGUAGGACUGCUGUCUGGCUGGGGCAUCCUGCUCCUCCUCUCUCUAUAUGAGGAUACAAUUGGCUUCUAGAGCCUCCCAGUCCUAACACUGUACAGGACAAUACAAUUACAAAUGACACUAUGUAGGCUAUGCUAUAUUUCAUCUGUUUUACUGGAUCUGUAACACACUUGGUAUUUCUAUAUGAUACAACGUUUCCUGACAUGACCUUUCUAGAUGUUAUACACAGUAUGAGCAUACAGGCUAGUUCUGGUGUAUCUUAUGCAUCUAACACAUAGAAGUAUAAUCUGUUGGUGUUCUGUGUGGACACAUCCUGCCGUAGGUGCUAAUGUUACUAUUUGAAGGGAUAUCAUCUGAAUGUGAUUAGUUCAAACUAAUUUAUACAACCUAUAUUUAUAAUGGGACUCACAGGUCCUCAGGCUACUUCCUCUCUAAUUGUCACACCUUUUGUAUUAACCUCAUGUACAGUUUCUUCAGAAAGUAUUCACACCCCUUGACUUUUUCCACAUUUUGUUGAGUUAACGCCUGAAUUGAAAAUGGAUUCAAAUUAGAUCUUGUGUCACUGGCUUAUAAAAAAUACCCCAUCAUGUCAAAGGGGAAUUAUGUUUUUAGAAAUGUUUACAAAUUAAUUAAAAAUUAAAAGCUGAAAUAUCUUGAGUCAAUAAGUAGUCAACCCCUUUGUUAUGUCAAACCUAAAUAAGUUCAGGAGUAGAAAUGUUCUUAACAAGUCACAUAAUAAGUUGCAUGGACUCACUCUGUGUGCAAUAACAGUGUUUAACAUCAUUUUUUAAUGACUACCUCAUCUCUGUACCCCACACAUACAAUGAAUUAUCUGUAAGGUCCUUCAGUCGAGCAGUGAAUUUAUUGCAAUGAAUUUCAACCACAAAGAACAGGGAUUUUUUCCAAUGCCUCGCAAAGAAGGGCACCUAUUGAUAGAUGGGUAAAAAUGAAAAAAGCAGACAUUUAAUAUUUUUUGAGCAUGGUGAAGUUAUUAAUUACACUUUGGAUGAUGUAUCAAUACACCCAGUCACUACAAAGAUACAGGCGUCCUUCCUAGUUGCCAGAGAGGAACGACACCACUCAGGGAUUUCACCAUGAGGCCAAUGGUAACUUUAAAACCGUUACAAUGGCUGUGACAGGAGAAAACUGAUGGAUCAACAACAUUGUAGUUACUCCACAAUAGUAACCUAAUUGACAGAGUUAAAAUAAGGAAGCCUGUACAGAAUACAAAUAUUCCAAAACAUGCAUCUUAUUUGCAACAAGACACUAAAGUAAAACUGCAAAAAAUGUGGCAGAGUGAGGAACUUUAUGUCCUGAAGACAAAGUGUUGUGUUUGGGGAAAAUCCAACAAAACAAAUCACGAAGUAACACUCUUCAUAUUUUGAAGCAUGGUGGUAGCUGCAUCAUGUUAUAUGUAUGCUUGUCAUCGGUAGAGGACUAGGGAGUGUUUUAUGAUAAAAAGAAACAGAAUGGAGCUAAGCACAUGCAAAUCCUAGAAGAAAACCAGGUUCAGUCUGACAAAUUCACCUUUCAGCAGGACAAUAACCUUAAACACAAGGCCAAAUCUACACUGGAUGUGCUUACCAAGAUGACAUUGAAAGUUCCUGAGUGGUCUAGUUACAGUUUUGACUUAAAUCAGCUUGAACAUCAAAUCAAAUAUUUCUGUGAAAUGCUGAAUACAACAGGUGUAGACCUUACCGUGAAAUGCUUUACUUACAAGCCCUUAACCAACAAUGCUGUUCAAUAAAUAGAGUUAAGAUAAUAUUUACGAAAUAAACUAAAGUAAAAAAAUAAAGUAACACAAGAAAAUUCCAUAACAAUAACGAGGCUAUAUACAGGGGAUACCGAUACCGAGUCAAUAUGUGGGGGUACAGGUUAGUCGAGGUAUUUUGUAUAGUGACUAUUCAUAGAUAAUAAACAGCAGUGUAAGAAGAGAGGGGUCCUGGAUGGUCCUGGAUGGCAGGAAACUUGGCCCCAGUGAUCUACUGAGCCGUACGCACUACCCUCUGUAGCGCCUUACAGUCAGAUGCCGAGCAGUUGACAUACCAGGCGGUGAUGCAACUGGUCAGGAUGUCCUCGAUGAUGCAGCUGUAGAACCUUUUGAGGUUCUGGGGACCCAUACUAAAUAUUUUCAGUCUCCUGAGGGGGAAAAGGUGUUGUCGUGCCCUCUUCACGACUGUCUUGGUGUGUUUGGACCAUGAUAGUUUGUUGGUGGACACCAAGGAACCUGAAACUCUCGACCCGUUCCACUUUAGCCCCAAACAGGGGGCCUGUUCUGACCUUUUCUUAUGGUCCACGAUCAGCUCCUUUGUCUUGCUCACAUUGAGGGAGAGUUUGUUGUCCUGGCACCACACUGCCAGGUCUCUGACCUCCUUUCUAUAGGCCGUCUCAUCAUUGUCGGUGAUCAGACUGUUGUGUCGUCAGUAAACUUAAUGAUGGUGUUGGAGAUGUAUUUGUCAACGCAGUCGUGGGUGAACACAGAGUACAGGAGGGGACCGAGCACUCACCCCUGAGAGGCCCCAGUGUUGGGGAUCAGUGCGGCAGAUGUGUUGUUGCCUACCCUUACCACCUGGGGGCGGCCCGUCAGGAAGUCCAGGAUUCAGUUGCAGAGGGAGGGGUUUAGUCCCAGGGUCCUUAGGUUAGUGAUGAGUUUUGUGGGUACUAUGGUGUUGAAUGCUGAGCUGUAGUCAAUAAACAGCAUUGUCACAUAGGUGAUCCUUUUGUCCAGGUGGGAAAGUGCAGUGUGGAGUGCGAUUGAUAUUGCGUUAUCUGUGGAUCUGUUGGGGCGGUAUACAAAUUGGAGUGUGUCUAGGGUUUCCGGCAUGAUGGUGUUGAUGUGAGCCAUGACCAGCCUUUCAAAAAUCUAUAGCAAGACUUAAAAAUGGUUGUGUAGCAAUGAUCAACAACCAACUUGACAGAGCUGGAAGAAUUUACAAAUAUUUUAGAAUCCAGAUGUGCAAAACUCUUAGACUUACCCAGAAAGACUCACACCUGUAGUUGCUGCCAAAGGUGAUUCUGACAUGUAUUGACUCAGGGGUGUGAAUACUUGUGUACUGUACAUGAGAUAUUUCUGUAUUUCGUUUUUAAUAAAUGUACAAACAUUUCUAAAAACAUGCUUCCACUUUGUCAUUAGGAGGUAUUGUGUGUGGAUGGGUGAGAAAAUAAAUACAUGUAAUCCUUUACGAAUUCAGGCUGUAACACCACAACAUGAGGAACAAGUCAAGGGGUAUGGAUACUUUCUGAUGCUACUGUACGUGGCAGUGUGCACUGUAGGUAGAUGCUGUUUGAAUUGGUGAUCUUCUGAAGUGUGAAGUUGAUGCAAGUGUACACAGUGUUUAUGAAUGUGAGAAUGUGACAGGGUUAUGGUGAGUUGAAGAUAAGAUUUCAAUGUUAAGUUUAUAGUCCAUUGAGGCUUUUUUUUAAAGACUUGAUUGAGGAAAAAUUAUGAAGUAGCUUAUAGGUGGUGUAUGUGUUCAAAUGGACCACUGGAGGGAGCUCUGAGACUCAUAAUAUUAUGUAUUUCCUGUUGCCUUGAAUGUGGCCACAGACACAUGGCCACAUUAGAGGAGAGAUACUGUAUGUCAGCAUAGGACGUCUUUCCACAGCAAUGAUAGAUAAGUCGCAUUACCUUCAAAUUAUAAGGUUCUAUCUAAAAAAAGAUGACUCUAAGAUAAUUGGCUUUAAAGUACCAACCCCCCCCCCCCAUUGGCUUGAAUGGUGUGAGCAAUUUAAAAAAAUAUUUUAUUAUUUUUAACUUAACACGAAUUGGUGUAUUUAAAGUAGUAUAUUGGUAGAGAACAUUUUGCAGAACAAGGCUACAACAAUUACUACAUUUUGACAAAAUGCAGAUAGAACCUUAAUAAUUCAAAGCUUUCACAAAUGUCAACCAUGAUUCUCAGAAUAUAGUCUUGUAAAAUAAUGAGGUAAAUUGAUGUCCUUCAUAUUUUCUAAGAUGAGUGAAGUUUUUUUUUCAGUGAAGUUAUUUUUUGACAAAAAAUAUUUACGCCUUCCUUGUCAGUUCACUACAGUCACAGCUUAACAGUAACUUUAAUUGAACAGGUUGUUAGAAUAUUUAUGAUUUACCACCUAUUAUAAUUUGCCUGUUUUGCAACUGCUGAUGACAUAGGCAAAGAAAUACUGCAGAGCAUUUCAAACUGUCAGGCUAUUCAUAAACUCCUCCCUGUCAAAUAUUCUCCAUGUCCAACCUUAUGAAAGCAGCAUCAUAAUAUGACCAUGAUGUGACAAUUCUGUAGAAAACAAGGUUGAUACAAUUGUCAUCUUUACAACUACAAAUAGCUAGAAAUAGACAAUGUACCCAUUCAGAAUCAAACUGGAGAUACCUUAUAAUGCCUGCUAUUGUGGUGCUAAACUGCAUGGAGAACCUUCAGAAUCACAGAAACCCCGAGCUAGAUUGUAAAUACAGAGCUAGCGUCCCAAAUGGCCCAUAGGGCUCUGCUCAAAAAAUAGUGCACUAUAUACUAUAAUAGGGUGCCAUUUGAGACACACACAUGGUCUAUCAGGAAUCUGAUUCGUUACUUAUCGUCCUCUUGCGGGGGUGAAGCUUCUGUGUGAGCCAAUAGGAUGGCAGCGUAAUCUUAGCUAUGUUAAGAACCAUUGUGGUAAGCCUGCCAGUCUUCUUUAGAAAGCAUCAAUUAAUUUAUUCAUAGACACAGAGGCAUGCUUAGCUCUGCAGGAUAGAAUGCAUGUGUCAUUGUUUGUUGUAGGAAAAGCGGAAAAGAGCCAAUAACUUUGGUUUCGGUGCCAGAUACAGAGGAAUAUGGUAGGCAUCGGACAAAAGGUGUGACAUGCCAGGAGGUUCCUCAGAUACAAAGAUAAAGAAGCUGAACUAUCAUGUGAAGAAUCUAUUUAUACAUUAUGCAAAUGUUUUGUUAUUCAUACUUUUAGCAGAACUUAAGGUCUUGGAUGUUGUAAUGUUUUGAUGUCAACAGGUAAAGAGCUAAUAGAGCUAAUCUACAUUCUGUUGCUCAAAAACAGUUACAUUUUGUACUUUUCUUUUUAAAAUUUUUCAUUUGCACUGUACCUUGGUGAGAUUGCCUUUGCAAGAUCCCUAUCAUUUUGUAAUCAUCAUAAAAUUGUAACAUUUCAUGUGUUUGACAUGUGUGACAUGGAACACUAGUGUCAUUCACUGUUGAAGUAGGAGAGUGACAUAAAUGGCUUUCUA
Molecule: messenger RNA, 10222 nt
Organism: Oncorhynchus masou masou (cherry salmon)
Lineage: Eukaryota; Metazoa; Chordata; Actinopteri; Salmoniformes; Salmonidae
Product: zinc transporter ZIP4-like
Exons: 12
Coding region: 3013-5112 (699 amino acids)
Biological process (GO): intracellular monoatomic cation homeostasis; zinc ion import across plasma membrane
Cellular component (GO): plasma membrane
Molecular function (GO): monoatomic cation:bicarbonate symporter activity; zinc ion transmembrane transporter activity
Source: RefSeq, a predicted model, not a curated record